AUGUUUAGUAUUUCAGUUCACAGCCAUGGCGGAUUGGGCUCCAGUUGUCGUCGGAGUUGUAUUAUUCGUGCUCCUCUCUCCAGGUCUCGUCUUCUCUUUGCCUGGACAUCACCAUACUCUCCAAUUCGGCGGCAUGAAAACCAACGGUAAAGCCAUCGCUGUUCACACACUCAUCUUCUUCGCCGCUUACACGAUCUUGAUCCUCGCUGUCAAUCUCCACAUCACAACCGGCUAAUUUUUUAGAGGGUAACGAAUAAAUAAAGGUAACCCUUUUUGCUGAAUCUGGGUUCUUCAGGAAUCAAUCAAUCUUCUGAGAUCUGGAACUCUGUUUUUAGGGAUUUUGUAUACUUUUACUCUGUUCUGCUCUGUUUUUAAAAAAUGUGUUGGUGCAUUGAAAUAUUACUGAAAAUGUAUUAAUCAUUAAGCUUGUAUUGUUGUGAUUAAAGUUAUAAGGAAGAUUUGAUGUUUGAUUC
This is a messenger RNA of Camelina sativa (false flax), 473 nucleotides long. NCBI's taxonomy places the organism in Eukaryota, Viridiplantae, Streptophyta, Magnoliopsida, Brassicales, Brassicaceae. The record is from RefSeq and is a predicted model, not a curated record.